This is a messenger RNA of Kwoniella mangroviensis CBS 8507, 1554 nucleotides long. RefSeq lists its product as uncharacterized. NCBI's taxonomy places the organism in Eukaryota, Fungi, Basidiomycota, Tremellomycetes, Tremellales, Cryptococcaceae. The record is from RefSeq and is a predicted model, not a curated record. The transcript has 2 exons. Bases 1 to 1554 code for a protein of 517 amino acids.
AUGUUGAGAUCAACUCUCCUCUCGAUGGUCUUCGCCAUGGGCAUGGUCAACGGUGCUGCCAUUGUCAGACAAACGUCCGAUGAGACUUCAGCCGACCUUGUCACCGUUGAUGGGCCUAUUGUCACCAAUAACACCUCCCCAUCUGGAUCUGAUAGCUCGUCCAUUGGCUCUUCUGCCUCUGCCUCUUCCUCUGCCUCUUCCUCCGCCUCUUCCUCUGCCUCUUCCUCUGCAUCCACCUCUGCAUCCGCCUCUGCUUCUGCCUUAUCCAGCGUUACCGUCCCUCUCCCAUCCGGAUGGUCCAACAGCGGUGUAUGUAUUUCCGAAGUAUCUGGCCGAGCUCUCACCGGUGUUCACUACUCCGACUCCACUGGUUUGACCCCUUACACUUGCGCUGCCUACUGCUCUUCCAACGGAUACACUCUCGCAGGCCUCGAAUACGGUUCUGAAUGUUGGUGUGGAUCAAUCUUAUCCAACGGCGCUUCUCUCACCAAAACCUCUUCCUCAUGUAAAUCCAAGUGUAAAGGAGAUUCAUCUUCAAUCUGUGGAGGCAGCAAUGCCGUUUCACUCUUGAUUUCCGACUCUGCUCUCUCUACGCUCUCUGCCGAUCUCACCACUGCGCCUCUCACGCUCCCCUCUGGAUGGGCCCAAGCGUCCACCGCCUGUAUUUCCGAAGGUACCACGGGUCGAGCCCUCUCUUCCGCCAGGUACUCUGACGACUCCAUGACCAUCGCAUCUUGUAUCUCCUUCUGUGGAAACAAAGGAUAUCGAUACGCGGGUCUCGAAUACGCUAGGGAAUGUUACUGUGGUAACUCUCUCUCAAACGGUGCUUCCUUCGACCGAUCUUCCUCCUCAUGCACUUUGACCUGUAAAGGUGAUGCCACUCAUACCUGUGGUGGAUCCAACGCGGUUCAACUGUACUACAACGCCCCAACCUUGCCCACCGGAUGGUCAUCAGCCUCUACCUCGUGUAUCGCGGAGGGAACCACUGGGCGAGCACUCGCUUCAGCAUCCUGGGCUGACGACUCUAUGACCGUCAGCUUAUGUUUGGGAUACUGUGAGACCCAAGGAUUCCAAUAUGCCGGUGUUGAAUACGGUCGAGAAUGUUACUGUGGUGAUUCGCUUAUCAACGGCGCAUCCCUCUCUUCCCCCUCGUCAAGCUGUAACAAACUUUGUGGAGGAGACAGUACUUCAACUUGCGGUGGACCCAACGCCCUUCAACUCUAUACCAAACCAACUCUCGCCUUGAACCUCCAGGUCACCAACGGAUACUCGUACCAAGGGUGUAUCCAGGAAGUUUCCGGACGAGCAUUGACCGGUGACUCCAUCGUGUCUGAGAACAUGUCAAUCGAGACUUGUACCGCUUUCUGCCAAUCUGAAGGGUUCACUUACGCAGGAUUGGAAUACGGUGAAGAAUGUUACUGUGGAAACUCGUUCUCAAACGGUGCUACUCUCUCUGCGUUGUCCACCCAAUGUACCAUGAAGUGCAGUGGUACCAACAAGGAAAACUGUGGUGGACCAAAUGCCAUCGCUCUCUGGACAAGCUCUCAAGCUUAG